Suillus discolor is the source of this 1335-nucleotide messenger RNA. RefSeq lists its product as uncharacterized. Lineage: Eukaryota; Fungi; Basidiomycota; Agaricomycetes; Boletales; Suillaceae. The transcript has 7 exons. The record is from RefSeq and is a predicted model, not a curated record. The coding region runs from base 369 to 1241 and encodes 290 amino acids.
GUGAGUCGCCAUGACCCCAUGUCAAGUUACGUCUCAAUAAUUCAUAUAUCCGGCCGAGUAUAGGUAUCUGCAAAGUACCCUGAUAGGGAACUCUUAUCCGAAUGACGAAAAUAUCCUAUUGUAUUGUUCUUUCUAUCUUGAGGAUCACAUGAAUCCUCCGAGUCAUCGACAAGGUUCGAGCAUCAGACCUCAGGUUUAUAGCAGCUGCUUGUUGCCAUAUUCACAUAAUCUUCCUUCGAAGGAAACGAACUCGUUAUUUUUACCCUCCGAGCUUAUCAUCAUCAAUCGCUCGCACGAGUCUUGGUAUAUAACCAAGGAAAUCACCGCAACAGAUUGCCCCAGCUCCCGCCAGUUUUUAGUUAUAUCCCAUGUCUCCCCCAAUGGCUAGCACAACAGUUCGAAUAUCCGCGAACUUUGGACCUGCGAGCCAAUUCGAAAACUUACCUGCGACCUUCAUCCAGCUGAAGGGCCGGACAGCUCACGAACAGGGCGAGAUUUAUCUACAAUUAUCGCUGACAGCCCUGCGAGAGCUGGCCGACUUGUUGGAAAACGAUCGUCUCUCAGCAACUGAUAAAGCUACCUACAAUCGAGCUUACACCGCUGGAAAGUUUCAAUAUGAUCAAGCGGUAAAACUCAGAGACCAGCUUCAGAUGCAGAAGAAAUCUUUCCGCAAGUUCAUUGUCAACCUUUUCGUCCGUGAGUCGGAUGCCAAGCACUUUCGUAAAGUCACAUAUCGGAUUUAUAAGGGCAUCAAAAGAACUUCAGAAGACCUGGCCAGACGUUUGCUGCCGGAAAAAGAUGAUACCCUUGUAUUUGGAAGCCCAGGGGAGUCCACACAAGACCACGCCUCUGUUUGUGAGGAGAAUCUGUGUGUUGAGGUAGAAGGCAGUCUUUCAGUCACCGAUCUUCCCCCGAACGAAACCAUCCGAGGCCUCAAUGUGGAUAUACAUAAUGAACAAGAAGAACAAGAGGUCUUUACGAUGCUUAGUCGAAUAGCAAAAGCUAGAGAGGCAGACGGAGAAGAAGCAGAAUAUGAUGAUCAAACCACCAUCAGACCCUCGCCCUCACACAGUAGACCGCCGUCUCCUAGCCCCAGCUGCGCAAUCAGUGUUUUUUACAAUUUCAACCAAAGCGUGGUGUCCUUUGAUUCAGAAUCGACAGGAACAACACUGAACUUCGGACUAAAUGAAGGUUUGUCAUGUUCGCUGCCGAUGUUAUCCUGCGAUGUUCAACGACAAUGACAGGGAUCGGCUCUGCUUGUAGUUGAAUACUGGAUACCAACGACUCAGUUGGAAUAUUGUUUUGAUGGUUGUGGCACGUCCAAUAUUAUGUCUA